Anarrhichthys ocellatus (wolf-eel) is the source of this 3880-nucleotide messenger RNA. It is a transcript of the gene colgalt1a, whose product is annotated as collagen beta(1-O)galactosyltransferase 1a. The coding region runs from base 184 to 2016 and encodes 610 amino acids. NCBI's taxonomy places the organism in Eukaryota, Metazoa, Chordata, Actinopteri, Perciformes, Anarhichadidae. The transcript is spliced from 12 exons. The record is from RefSeq and is a predicted model, not a curated record. Gene Ontology annotation, molecular function: procollagen galactosyltransferase activity.
ACAGCCCGCCCCUUUAACGCACAACUUUGCGGCGUUGUCACAUCGGCAGCUGCUGCACAGAUUUUGCUCGGUGAUGACCGCCGCGCGAAGUAAAGAGACAACUUUUCCCUAGCAGCAGUGUCUCAUCGCGAGGCCACCCUAGCUAGCUUUGUUUCACUCGUAUUUUCUGAAUUGAUCGUCGCAAUGCACGGGCUCGCCUGCCUCCCCGCCGCCCUGCUCGCCUUGCUGCUGACCGGCUGCUCUCCUGCUCGGGCAUACUUUGCGGAGGAGCGCUGGAGCCCCGAGUCUCCGCUCCUCGCGCCCCGGGUCUUCCUCGCGCUCAUCUGCAGAAACGCGGAGCACUCUCUGCCGUAUUUCCUCGGUACCAUCGAGCGCCUCAACUACCCCAAGGAGCGUAUGGCUCUGUGGGUAGCGACUGAUCACAACAAGGACAACACCACCGACGUCCUGCGCGACUGGCUCGUCAAGAUGCAGAGCCUUUACCAUUAUGUGGAGUGGAGGCCAAAAGAGGAACCCGAACGUUAUCGGAACGAAGAUGGUCCGAAGCAAUGGACGGACCUCCGUUACGAGCACGUCAUGAAGCUUCGCCAAGUAGCGCUGGAGUCAGCUCGCGAGAUGUGGGCGGACCACUUUAUGUUGGCGGACUGUGAUAACCUCCUCACCAACCCCGAUGUGCUCUGGAAGCUCAUGAAAGAGAACAAGACCAUCAUCGCACCAAUGCUUGAAUCCCGUGCAGCCUAUUCAAACUUCUGGUGCGGCAUGACCUCCCAGGGUUACUAUAAGCGCACUCCUGCCUACAUACCCAUAAGGAAGCAGUUGCGCAGGGGCUGUUUCGCCGUCCCCAUGGUCCACUCCACUUUCCUGAUCGACCUCAGGAAAGAGGCGUCCAGGCAGCUGGCCUUUCAUCCGCCGCACCCAGAAUACAGCUGGGCUUUCGAUGACAUCAUUGUGUUUGCGUUCUCCGCUCGGAUGGCAGAUGUUCAGAUGUUCGUAUGUAAUAAAGAGACCUAUGGUUACUUCCCUGUGCCGCUGCGGUCCCACAAUACUUUGCAAGACGAAGUUGAAAGCUUCUUGCACUCCAUGCUGGAGGUUAAUGUUCGAAAUCCCCCAGUGAUGCCUUCCAAACACAUACGUCUACCUAAAAAACAACCUGACAAACUGGGCUUUGAUGAGGUGUUCAUGAUAAACCUGCAGAGGCGGACCGACCGCAGAGAGCGUAUGACGAGGGCGUUAUACGAGCAGGGGAUUACUUGUAAGGUCAUUGCAGCUGUAGAUGGAAAAGCUACGAAUAUCAGUGACAUUCAUGCUAUGGGCAUCCACAUGCUCCCUGGAUAUAACGACCCUUAUCAUGGUCGCCCACUGACAAAGGGAGAGCUGGGAUGCUUCCUCUCCCACUAUAACGUCUGGAAAGAGAUUGUGGAGCGACGCCUGGACACCUCCCUCGUGAUCGAAGACGACCUGCGCUUCGAGAUCUUCUUCAAGCGCCGCUUGAUGAACCUGAUGAGGGAGGUGGAGGAUGAAGGAUUGGACUGGGAUCUCAUCUAUAUUGGUCGGAAGAGAAUGCAAGUGGAUCACCCCGAGAAAGCUGUGCCGAAUAUACACAACAUAGUGGAAGCAGACUAUUCAUAUUGGACACUAGGCUAUAUGAUGUCCUUACAAGGUGCAGAGAAGCUUUUGAAGGCAGAACCACUGAAGAGGAUUUUGCCAGUGGACGAGUUUCUUCCCAUCAUGUUCAAUAAACACCCUGUGUCCGAUUAUAUGAAACAGUUUGAAACCAGGGACCUGAAGGCGUUUUCAGCCGAGCCCCUUCUUGUGUAUCCAACCCACUACACGGGCGACCAAGGCUACAUCAGCGACACUGAGACCUCCACAGUGUGGGACAACGACAAGGUCCGCACAGACUGGGACAGAGCACGCUCGGGAAAGACUGGGGAGCAGGCUGAGAUCAGCACCAAGGCCCAGAACUCAGAUGUGCUCCAGUCGCCUUUGGACAGUACGGCGCGGGACGAGCUAUGAGAGGAACUGAACGAAGGAGCCUCUUAAUAUUUUACAAUUUUGUACACGUUUCAUCUUUGAUACUUUUGAUUUUGCAUCACAGCAGGGAUGUGACAUCAGAGUUGGUAGACGGAUUGAAUUGAUCCAGAUGUGACGAGUUGAAAAGGGAACGUGUGUGUCUGUUUGUAGUUUUUACUUUAUAAAGGCACUAGACUUGCCAUUUGGAGUGGCAUUUGCAGUACCCACCUUCUGUCUGUCAUACAGAAAUUAACCUAUUAGCAAAGAAUGCAAUUGGACUAACAUUUCAGUCAUCGAGCAGUUAACUUUGUCCUAAUCUGAGUUUAUACUGUGAAAUGCUUUUCUAAAUAUCUUAAGAUGACAAAUGCAAAUUCAAGACUUUCGCAGACCUUCAUGUCUUAAAUCAAACCUUAAUCAUUGUGAAGUCGUUGGUCCAAGAGGAGAAACAUCUGCAUUUCUUUUGCUUUGAUCUUUAGUAUUUUGUCCUUUUACACUUCAUAUUGCUUUGUUUUGAAUAAUCAUUAACCAACACGUAAGAUGCUUGCAGUAGAGCUUCACCAAACCAACAAAAAACACAGUUGCAGUCAACUCAGAGUCACAGCUCUACAGACUGCUGUAGAGUAUGCACCAAUGCUGUUCAUUAUUCCUGUGUCCAUUGUUUCCAGAUUUAUGCCGCCAACCCGCUGUUGACAUGGUUAUAGACGGGACAAACCACGGUACACGCCUCAAACUUGGUGGCUUGGGAGUAACAUGGUUAUAAAUGCCAUUUCAGUUCCCUCAAAAAGAAGCCACCCAACCACAUCCAAACACACAUUAGUCUCCACCUCUUAAUCAUUUUCGGUUAAAUCUGAAUCUGAGCAAAUUGGGUGAGUAAGACCCGAUGAAAGGCUCCUGCAAAAGAGAAUACAAACAACAUGAAGUCUGUAUCAAUUUUACAGAUAAGGUUUUGCCUCACAUGGUUUAACACUUAAGCUCCGGGAAGUUGAUUUUUGUAGUAUUAAUGGGAGCCGCUCACCCUGUGGAUCUUGCACGAAAAUGGUAGUGGUGCAUUGUGCCAACAAAAAAUAAAAUGUUUUAUUUUUUAAAAAAGGUUGAAUUUGUGAUUACUGUGAUAUUUCAUAUUCUCAUGCUGGUGUAACCAAAUGUUCUCUGUUCACGUUUAUGCAACUUUAACUUGCCCGUUGAAUUCUGAAGCCAGUUACAAAACAGUGUGAACAGACAAAAGACACGAGGGCCCACUUCACUUAUGACUUUGUGUUUCGGAAUAAAUUUUCAUUUUGUCACAGAUACUGUUGAUGCAUUAUUGUGACGGACGUUUAGUAUUUUGAAUGGGAUGCUUCUGUUACAGUAACUGUUCAUUGAGACCUCUUUUACACCUCGUGUGCACUCUGUGGAUCUCUCAGAACGGUGGUGAGCCGUAUCAUAUUUAUAACUAAUUAAUUUGUGUAUGUCGCUCAAAGCACUGAGUUUGCCCUCACUUGUCUUAGCUUUAUUAACCCUCUGGGUGUCACUGUUUUACUGACACUCUGCUUCAACUGGGAAGCUGUGAGGCAACAAACAACCCAAUAUAGAAGAAUUCAACUGUAGAGUAUUAGCUCCUCUGUUGAUUAAGUGAAGAAGAACUUGAUUUUUAUUAUGUAUUCUGAUGUAGUACAGAUUAAGUAUCACCUGUUUUGUUACACUAAUACCUGCCAGUAUCAAGGUGAAAAGUCUGUUAUGAAUGUCGCAUAUCUGUAAUCUGUCAAUACAUACAUGAUAUCCAACCUGUUUGCACUUCAACCACUGAGGCCGUAUCCGUUUUUUUUCCUAAAACGACACAAUCUAGCAACCCAGUGGCACCUUCUCACUACGUGUAGUGUGACAGCGU